This is a messenger RNA of Thalassophryne amazonica, 4002 nucleotides long. Its product is annotated as NLR family CARD domain-containing protein 3-like. NCBI's taxonomy places the organism in Eukaryota, Metazoa, Chordata, Actinopteri, Batrachoidiformes, Batrachoididae. The coding region runs from base 170 to 3604 and encodes 1144 amino acids. The record is from RefSeq and is a predicted model, not a curated record. Gene Ontology annotation, molecular function: protein binding. The transcript has 12 exons.
GAGGUGACGUCACACUGACGUUUCCUUGUCAGAUUUGGGCACUGAGGUUUAUCAGAGUGUGAGAGCAGAUCACAGGAUCAAAGCUCCCAGCAGGACGUAGACUCUGUCCCUCAUCGGCUGGAGGUCAAAAGGUUGUCAAACGUACCUGGACGUGAUCUGAACAGGUGUCAUGAAUCAGUGCAAGGACGGACUGGACGAGGUCCGUCCCUGCAAGCCAGUUCUGGAACAUGACAACCAGGGCGAACCAAAGAGCUCGGAGCAGCAGAGAUCAGAUCCUUCUGGACCUGAACCUGGACCUGCUGUUUGUAAUGGACAGCUUUCUGCUGAAACACAGAUCCGUCCGGAGACCAGAGAGCUCCGUGCACCCAGCUUUCUGUUCACGCAAAAUGAACACUUCAGAAGUAUUUACAGCAAGCUGAAACACAAGCACUUCUCUAAGUUUCAGCAGCAGAGACCAAACUCUCCUCAAACAAGGCGUGUGACCAGGGGAACCGAUUGGUCUGUGGAUGAACCCAUUUACUUCAAGCUUGCACAGUACUCUGCAGGUCAAAGGGUUCAGCAGGUGAAGUCAGAGGUUUCUGGUGUCCAAUUUGCCCAAAGUUAUCAACAAGAGCUGCACCCUAUAUUCAUGCUGCUUGAGGAGAAAUUUGUCAGAUUUGUGAAGAGUGAACUGAAGAGAUUCCAGAGGAUUCUGAAUUCAAGUUACCCAGAAUCCUCAGACGGACGAAGUGGAGAUGAUGAGGCAGUGGAUAGAGAUGAGGAAGAGCAGAGGAGAAGGAGUAGAGAUGCAUUUCUGAAGAUCACACAGGAGUUUCUGAGGGGAAUGAAGCAGGAUGAGCUGGCUGACUGUCUGCAGAGCAGAACAACUCCAGAUGCUUACAUGUGCCAAGGUAAACUGAAGUCUAACUUGAAGAAAAAGAUUCAGUCUUUGUUUGAGGGCACUGACAAUGCAGGAAAUCCAAGUCUUCUGAAUCAGAUCUGCACCGAACUCUACAUCGCAGAUGGAGAAACUGAGGAGACCAACAUGGAACAUGAGCUCAGGGAACUUGAAACAACAUCUAAGACACUGGACACACCAGAAUCAACAAUCAGACAUCAAGACAUCUUUAAACUAUCACCUGACAGAGAUCAACCAGUCAGAACGAUGAUUACAAAAGGAAUAGCUGGUAUUGGGAAAACAGUCCUGACCCAGAGGUUCUUGCUGGACUGGGCUGACAAUAAAGCCAACCAGGACACUCAGUUCAUAUUUCCGUUCACCUUCAAAGAACUGAAUCUGCUGAAAGACAAAAAGUACAGCUUGGUUGAACUUGUUCAUCAGUUCUUUACUGAAACCAAAGACGCAGGACUCUCUCAGUUUGAAGAGUUCCAGGUUGUGUUCAUCUUCGAUGGUUUGGAUGAGUGUCGCCUGCCUCUGGACUUCAGUAACAAUGAGAUCCUGACUGAUGUUACGGAGUCGACCUCAGUGGAUGUGCUGCUGACAAACCUCAUCAAGAGAAAUUUACUUCCUUCUGCUUUCCUCUGGAUAACCACACGACCUGCAGCAGCCAGUCAGAUCCCCGCUGAGUAUGUUGACUUGGUGACGGAGGUCAGAGGGUUUAAUGAUCUACAGAAGGAGGAAUACUUCCAGAAGAGAUUCAGCAGUGUGGAGAAGGCCAAUAGAACCAUCUCUCAUGUCAAGGCAUCACGAAGCCUCCACCUAAUGUGUCGCAUCCCAGUCUUCUGCUGGAUCACCGCUACUGUUCUGGAGGACAUGUUGCAAAUCAAAGAUGGACAAGAGCUGCCGAAGAACCUGACUGAGAUGUACAUCCAGUUGCUACUGUGUCAUACCAAACUGAAGAACAUCAAGUAUAAUGGAGCUCAUGAGGCAGAUCCACACUGGAUUAAAAAAAGUCGAAAGAUGAUUGUGUGUCUGGCAAAGCUGGCUUUUGAGCAGCUACAAAAAGGCAACUUGAUCUUCUAUGAAUCAGACCUGGCUGAGUGUGGCAUUGAUCUCAGAGCAGCCUCAGCGUACUCAGAAGUUUUCACACAUAUUUUUAAAGAGGAGAGAGGCUUGUUCCAAGACAUGUUCUGCUUCGUCCACCUGACUGUUCAGGAGUUCCUAGCUGCUGUUUAUGUCCGUAUGGCAUUUUUCAGCUUUGAUUUCAAUGUGCUGUCCGGGAAAAAAACACCAUCCCGGAGGUCGACAGUAUUUAGAAGCAAACGCAAUCUAAAACAUCUCUACCAGAAUGCUGUGGACAAGGCAUUGCAGAGUCCAAAUGGACACCUGGACAUGUUCCUCCGCUUCUUCUUGGGUCUUUCCCUGCAGAGCAAUCAGACUCCAUUACAAGGUCUGAUCAAACAGACGGGCUCAAAUGUCCAUGAGAAAACAAUCCAGUACAUCAAGGAGAAGAUCAGUGAGAACCUUUCUCCGGAAAGAACCAUCAAUCUAUUUCACUGUCUGAAGGAGCUGCAGGAUCAUUCUCUAGUUGAGGAGAUCCAGCAGUACCUGAGAUCGGGGUAUCUCUCCACAGAUCAGCACUCUCCUACCCAGUGGUCAGCUCUGCUCUUCAUUUUACUGUCAUCAGGAAAAGCUCUGGACCUGUUUGAUCUGAAGAAAUACUCUGCUUCAGAGGAGGCUCUUCUGCGGCUGCUGCCAGUAAUCAAAGACUCCAAUAAAGCUCUGCUGAGUAGCUGCAACCUUUCAGAGAAAAGCUGUGAAGCUCUGUCCUCAGUCCUCAACUCUCAGUCCUCCACUCUGAGAGAGCUGGACCUCAGCAACAACGACCUGCAGGAUUCAGGAAUCACGCUGCUGUCUGUUGGACUGGAGAGUCCACACUGUAAACUGGAAGCUCUCAACUUGGCGGGCUGUCUUGUCACAGAGGAAGGCUGUGCUUCUUUAGCUUCAGCUCUGCACUCUAACCCCUCACACCUGAGAGAGCUGGAUCUGAGCUACAAUCAUCUGGGAAAUUCAGGAAUGACGCUGCUGUGUGCCAAGUUGGAAGAUCCAAACUGGAGACUGGAAAUGCUGAGGGUGGACCACGGCGGAGAACAGAGGUUAAUACCUGGCGUGAGAAAGUAUGCCUGUGAACUAACAAUGGACCUCAGAACUGCCCACAAACACCUCAUGGUGUCUGAGGACAGGAGAAAGGUGACUCUGGUACGAAAGCAGCAGCCACAUUCUGUGCACCCGGACACUUUCGUCAGGUAUCCUCAGCUGCUGUGUCGAAACAGUCUGACGGGUCGCUGCUACUGGGAGGUGGAGUGGACGGGAGUGGUCUUCAUCGCAGUGGCAUACCGAGGAACCAAACGGCGAGGGGAGAACAGCUGGUUCGGAGGGAACCAUCAGUCGUGGAGCCUGUCCUGCUCGGACGACGGCUACUCUGUCUGUCACAACAACAGAGAAACGGCUCUGCCUCUGUCCCCGUCCAUUGUGUCGCACAGAGUGUCUGUUUACGUGGACUGUCCCACUGGUACCGUGUCCUUCUACAGAGUCUCCACCCAGGCACUGAUCCACCUCUACACCUUCCACUCCACCUUCACUGAACCUGUCUUCCCUGGGUUCGGCUUGUGGUUCUGUCACACCGACUCCUCUGUGACUCUCUGCUCGGUUUCUUCUUCAGCAUAGACAAACAUUCAGUCAUGGACGGAUGUCUUUCACCUGAAUCCUCAUAUUUUUGUUUGUUUUUCAGCAUUACUUCCAAAAAUGACUGAUUGUCCUGAAACUUGGCGAAACACUCAGACCUGGUCUGGACUAGAAAAUAUUUGGAAAAAAUUGUAAUUUGUUGACAUGGUGAAGUUCAGUUUUGUUUUAUUUUCUUAAUUGUCUUUGUCAGGAGUGUUUUGAGUGCACAAAAAAAAAAGUGGAUCCAACAGCACUUUGAUCGACACACUGAAAUAUUUCAGAUUCUAAAUCUGACAUUUCUUAACCUCAAGAGUCACGUGACCACUGUAGUUCGCCUCUGAGCUCAUAUUGGGAAUUUCAAAAACUGAAAAUAAAAUUUUUUUGGUUUGUUGGUAUUGGAG